AUGGGGGCAUCGGAGAAGAUUUGGGACGCGACGGAGGUGGCGGAGAGUCACAGCUCCGAGAUUCCGUCGUCCUCCGUCACCGUCGACCACUCUCUCUCCCUCACCGAUAUGAAGCCUUUCAUCGUGGAGCUAUGCAAAGAUCUAUUCAAGCAAUGGUUGAAUUUGGAGGAAUCAAAUUUCUCCCUUGAAACAGUAUCCGGUGGAAUCACGAACCUGUUACUCAAGGUAUCUGUGAGAGAGAACAAUGGGAAUGAUGUGAGUAUGACAGUUCGAUUAUAUGGACCAAAUACUGAAUAUGUGAUCGAUCGCGAAAGGGAGCUGCAGGCUAUCCCAUACCUCUCUGCUGCAGGAUUUGGUGCCAAGUUACUGGGAGUUUUUGGGAAUGGCAUGGUGCAGUCAUUCAUUAAUGCUCGUACACUUACUCCAUCUGACAUGCGACAACCAAAGCUAGUGGCAGAAAUUGCUAAACAACUACGAAAAUUUCAUGGGGUGGAAAUUCCUAGUUCCAGAGAACCCCAACUUUGGAAAGAUAUUCAGAAGUUCUUUGACAGAGCAUCAAGCCUCAAGUUUGACGAUAGUGAGAAGCAAAAGAAGUAUGAAAUGGUUUCAUUUGAAGAAAUAAAGAAAGAAGUUUCUGAACUCAAGGUAAUGACAGAUCGUUUUAAUGCUCCUAUUGUGUAUUCUCACAAUGAUUUGCUUUCUGGGAACUUGAUGGUGGAUGAUGUGGAAGAUAAGCUUUACUUUAUCGACUUUGAGUAUGGAUCCUACAAUUUUCGGGGUUUCGACAUUGGCAAUCACUUCAAUGAAUAUGCUGGCUAUGAUUGUGAUUAUAGCAUGUGCCCGGGCAAAGAUGAACAAUACUACUUCUUCAGGCACUAUUUAAGACCAGAGAAACCAGACGAGGUUUCUGAUGAAGACCUUGAAGCCAUCUAUGCCGAGACGAAUGCUUAUAUGCUGGCUUCACACCUGUAUUGGGCAUUAUGGGCAUUAAUCCAGGCGAAGAUGUCACCGAUCAAUUUUGACUAUUUAGGUUACUUUUUCCUGCGGUACAACGAAUACAAGAAGCGAAAGGACAAAUGUUUUGCAUUGGCACAGAUGUAUUUCUCAAAAUCUCAUUUAUGA
Molecule: messenger RNA, 1122 nt
Organism: Striga hermonthica
Lineage: Eukaryota; Viridiplantae; Streptophyta; Magnoliopsida; Lamiales; Orobanchaceae
Source: the annotation of a GenBank genome assembly